AUGUUGACCUCUAUUGCUGAAAGACUGUUGGUGGCGCAUAUACUUGGUGGAGAACAUGCCGGCUCUAUCAUUUUAAUACCACGUAUUAAUGUUUCCCCAUCUGACACUGAUCUUCCAUUUCAGUUGAUAAGUCGGCAAUUUCCUAUACGCCCAGCAUUUGCUAUGAGUAUUAACAAAAGUCAAGGGCAAACUUUUAAUCGAUGUGGAGUACUUUUGCCUACCAGUGUUUUUACUCACGGCCAGCUAUAUGUAGCCAUAAGCCGCGUUGGAAAUCCUCGCGAUUUAAAGGUGUUUAUUGAUCGAACGGAAAUUAAUUCCUUACUCCAUAAUAGAGUUAACAGUAACUUGCCAGGUUACAAUAAUGGCAUAUGCCGAGUGACACGUAAUGUAGUUUAUAGGGAAGCUCUACAUUGA
Molecule: messenger RNA, 414 nt
Organism: Trichoplax adhaerens
Lineage: Eukaryota; Metazoa; Placozoa; Uniplacotomia; Trichoplacea; Trichoplacidae
Exons: 1
Coding region: 1-414 (137 amino acids)
Source: RefSeq, a predicted model, not a curated record